AUGGCCGCGGACCACACCCCCAAGUUCGCCGCCGCCAAGUGCGAAGGGCCGAAGGGCCGCGCCCCCCGGAAGCGGGUGGCUCCUCCCGGCGACGGCUCCUCCCCACGGCGGGCCCAAGGGCCCGAACCCGAACAGGAUUGGGAGCUCCAGUCUAUGGACCUUAAGUUGCUUGAGGACUGGCUGAUCAUGUUUCAGGCAUAUGGAGAUAAACAGGGACCACUGCAUGGAAUGUUAAUCAAUACUCCAUAUGUGACCAAAGACCUGCUUCAGUCAAAGAGGUUCCAAGCACAAUCUUUAGGGACAACAUACAUAUAUGAUAUCCCUGAGAUGUUUCGGCAGUCCCUGAUCAAACUCUGGGAGUCUAUGUCCACUCAGGCAUUCCUUCCAUCACCCCCUCUGCCUUCUGACAUACUGACAUAUACCGAACUGGUGUUGGAUGAUCAAGGUCAGCUGGUCCAGAUGAACAGGCUUCCAGGAGGAAAUGAGAUUGGCAUGGUAGCUUGGAAAAUGACCCUUAAAAGUCCCGAAUAUCCAGAAGGCCGAGAUAUCAUUGUUAUUGGCAAUGAUAUCACAUACCGAAUUGGGUCCUUUGGGCCCCAGGAGGAUUUAUUGUUUCUCAGAGCUUCUGAACUUGCCAGGGCAGAGGGUAUCCCACGCAUCUUUGUAGCAGCCAACAGUGGAGCAAGAAUUGGACUGGCAGAAGAAAUUCGUCAUAUGUUUCAUGUGGCCUGGGUGGAUCCUGAGGAUCCUUACAAGGGUUACAAGUAUUUAUAUCUGACCCCUCAAGAUUAUAAGAGAGUCAGUGCUCUCAACUCUGUCCAUUGUGAACACGUGGAGGAUGAGGGAGAAUCCAGGUACAAGAUAACAGAUAUUAUUGGGAAAGAAGAGGGACUUGGAACAGAGAACCUUCGAGGUUCUGGAAUGAUUGCUGGAGAAUCCUCUUUGGCCUAUGAUGAGAUCAUCACUAUCAGCCUGGUGACAUGCCGGGCCAUUGGGAUUGGGGCUUACGUUGUUCGUCUGGGACAGAGAACCAUCCAGGUUGAGAAUUCUCACUUAAUUCUGACAGGAGCUGGGGCCCUCAACAAAGUCCUCGGGAGGGAAGUGUACACCUCCAAUAAUCAGCUUGGGGGCAUCCAGAUCAUGCAUAACAAUGGAGUGACCCACAGCACCGUUUGUGAUGACUUUGAAGGGGUUUUCACCAUCCUGCACUGGCUGUCUUACAUGCCUAAGAGCAUGCACAAUUCAGUUCCUCUCCUGAACUCCAAGGAUCCUAUAGAUAGGAUCAUCGAGUUUGUUCCCACAAAGACCCCAUAUGAUCCUCGAUGGAUGCUAGCAGGCCGUCCUCAUCCAACCCAAAAAGGUCAGUGGUUGAGUGGAUUUUUUGACUAUGGAUCUUUCUCAGAGAUUAUGCAGCCCUGGGCACAGACUGUGGUGGUUGGUAGAGCCAGGCUAGGAGGAAUACCUGUGGGAGUAGUUGCCGUAGAAACCCGAACAGUAGAACUAAGUAUCCCAGCUGAUCCUGCAAACCUGGAUUCUGAAGCCAAGUGUUGCGCCCGCCAGGUGUGGUUCCCAGACUCUGCGUUUAAGACCUAUCAGGCUAUCAAGGACUUCAACCGGGAAAGGCUGCCUCUGAUGGUCUUUGCCAACUGGAGGGGCUUCUCUGGUGGGAUGAAAGAUAUGUAUGACCAAGUGCUGAAGUUCGGUGCUUACAUUGUGGAUGGCUUACGGGAGUGCUCCCAGCCUGUGAUGGUGUACAUUCCUCCCCAGGCUGAGCUGCGAGGUGGCUCCUGGGUCGUGAUUGACCCCACCAUCAACCCCCGGCACAUGGAAAUGUAUGCUGACCGAGAAAGCAGGGGAUCGGUUCUGGAGCCAGAAGGGACAGUAGAAAUCAAAUUCCGCAAAAAAGAUCUGGUGAAAACCAUGCGUAGGGUGGACCCAGUCUACAUCCGCUUGGCUGAGCGAUUGGGCACUCCAGAGCUAAGCUCAGCUGAGCGGAAGGAGCUGGAGAACAAGUUGAAGGAGCGGGAGGAAUUCCUAAUUCCCAUUUACCACCAGGUAGCUGUGCAGUUUGCUGACUUGCACGACACCCCAGGCCGGAUGCAGGAGAAGGGUGUUAUUAACGACAUACUGGACUGGAAAACAUCCCGAACCUUCUUCUACUGGCGGCUUAGGCGUCUCCUGCUGGAGGACCUGGUCAAGAAGAAAAUCCACAAUGCCAACCCCGAGCUGACUGAUGGCCAGAUCCAGGCCAUGUUAAGGCGCUGGUUUGUGGAAGUGGAAGGAACGGUGAAGGCCUAUGUUUGGGACAAUAAUAAGGAUCUGGUGGAGUGGCUGGAGAAACAGCUGACAGAAGAAGAUGGAGUUCGCUCAGUCAUAGAGGAAAACAUCAAAUGUAUCAGCAGAGACUACGUCCUCAAGCAGAUCCGCAGUUUGGUCCAGGCCAAUCCAGAGGUUGCCAUGGAUUCCAUCAUUCACAUGACCCAGCACAUCUCACCCACUCAGCGAGCAGAAGUUGUACGGAUCCUCUCCACAAUGGAUUCCCCUUCAACAUAGGAAUGGCUUCCUGGCCAUCCCUGCCCUGUCUCUGGAGAAGAGGACUAGAACUGCCUUUUACAACUGAAACCACUGUAAUCAGAAGGCAUGGGAGACCCAGCACUGGAGUCAAAGUGGCAUUUUGCUUCUCUUCGAGUGUUUCAGGUUGUGUAUGACAUCCUGGGAUAUAGGAUCACAAAGCACCCACUGGUCACACCCAUCCCAUUCAGUAUUUAUUACCCUGGCUGUGACUACAGUCCCCUCUGCCUGCAGAGGACUGAAACCAAUGAAGGGUACAAGCAUGUACCAUGAGGUCUUAGUACACAAAAGGAGGGCUGCCCUUCCUGUCCUGACAGCCCCUUGGCCCCAGCACAGGGAACUGUGAGGAGCUGCCAGGCAGCCCCCUCACCCUGGCCCCAUGAGCCGCAGCCACAGGCAGCAGAGGAGGGCUGAGGUCUUGGGAGAGGAGGAAGCCUCAAGCCCGUUGUUUAUUACCCCCACAUUCAGCGUAGCACACAGUAGGCACUGGAGAGGAAUCAUUCCCAGGUUAACCACACCGAGGUACCUGUUUAUGAAGAAAAAUUAGGACAUGAAAUCUACCGCAAGCUCCAUGGGAACUUAAAGAUGGGGUCAAAACCAUGACUCAAGAAGCAGAGAAAGAAAUAGAUCAAGGUAUUAUUCUUGAUUUAAGGGUCUCAACCUUGAGUUAAAUUCUCUUAGAACAAAUGGAAAGAUAGUUGACCUACCACCAUCCUACAUAUCACUGCUCAACUAGCUGUUACACCUCACUGGGAGCUACAAGGCCAGACUGUGAGGCCCCAGCCGUCAGCCAGGGCUCCCACAGGCAGUGCUAUAGGCUGAGUUGGCAGAGGAGGAGCCAAAGGAAACUGCCCUUUCUGUCACCGAUGGAAACUAGUUACUCAUGCCAUAGGGUGAGUGGGCCAGAUAGUCUCUCUCUUUUGGACUCAGAAGGUUGUUGUUAUGAAGCCUGGAGCUUUGAUAGUCACAAGAGGUUAAUAGUGCCUACAGAGUCACUCAUCCCUAUUUCCAGAGCAACUCUCCUAAUGGCUGACAUUCCUACUCCCCUUGGGUCUUGUCUCUUCCCCAGAAUGUACAUAGGCAACAGGUAUAGCAGGUCUCCCUGCAGUUGCUGAAAGGACCCUGGUGACAGCUGUGCUGUCAGCACCAGAAACUGGCCUUCCUGGGUGGGGAGGCUUGCAGGGAACACAGAAUCCACAUGACCUUAAGAUUCUUCACAACUCAGUCAUGGUGCUGCUGUCUACCAGGCUUACUGGUCCCUUCCGGCCAGCAGCAGGGGCCUCCUCAGGGGUGGUGGAGAGCAUUUAUAUUCAGCAACUAGUUUAUUCAAGAAAAAAGCUUACUGGUUCCCCCAUUGGUAUUCCUAAAGCAAGAGUGGCAGGUGAUCAGGUAAGAAAGCAUCCGGCUCCUGCAGUGCAGUAAUUGCAUUUGUCAUUGACUUCCAAGGAGGAAAUCACUAAAAUAUUUUAGGAGCAGUGGUAUGAAUACUUUUGUAUAGCUACAGUUUUGAGCCUUAACCCUAUAGUUCACAUACAAGAAAGAGCUCCAUCUACCCUUCUUCAGGACCUAUUUGUUCAGAUGGACUGGCUGGACUUCCCAACAGUUCCAGAUCAUAGAUGGGAACUAUACAGCUGGAUACGUAGCCAACUGUCCCCAGGAGUCAGCACCUCAGCCAGGCUGCCCGGGUGGAAGGUGCAGGUGGUUAGCACCUUCAAAGAAGGGCAUAAAAAAGGUGGGGAACAAUUCUCAGUCCAGGAAGAAGACCAGAACAAAGUCCACGGUUACUGUGUGUUUGCCUACCUAGUAAGAACUGGAUUCUUCUUUGACAAGAUUAUUCUUCUAUACUUUUCUGCAAUAAAUCAAAUCCCACACAUCUAACAGGUAGUAUGAAGUCCUAUACUCCCCAGGAGACCUGUCCUGGCAUCUCUUCAGAGGCAGGGUGGGUUACGCUCCCAUCUCCCCACCAAAUUAUAACACAAAGGAACACUUUUCCCCUCUAGAACCCUGUAAUGCCUAUUCCCCCAUCCCCAGAGCUCCUCACUUCAGGUCUUAACCUGGAUGGGGAUUUUUCAUAUAGAAAAGUCAGAAAAAGCCACAGAAUGUGUUCAAUCUGAUAUUCCCACAGCCCAUUACACAUGCAAGGUUACUGAGGCAAGAGAAGUGUAAACAUCAUAUUGACUAGGACUUGCUGAACUGAGAUUGCCAUAUUAUCUGUUCACUUUACUCACAAAGCAGCCUUCACUUGUCUCAGUGAGAAUUCGAUGGGCACAUCCCCUGAUGAGCAAGGAGCUUCAGUCAGGUGCACUUUUCACAUUUUGUUGAAAUAAACCUCCACAUUUGUAGAAGA
Molecule: messenger RNA, 4918 nt
Organism: Galeopterus variegatus (Sunda flying lemur)
Lineage: Eukaryota; Metazoa; Chordata; Mammalia; Dermoptera; Cynocephalidae
Product: acetyl-CoA carboxylase 1-like
Exons: 19
Coding region: 1-2553 (850 amino acids)
Molecular function (GO): acetyl-CoA carboxylase activity
Source: RefSeq, a predicted model, not a curated record